ACAACGUUGUAUUUGGAAAGAAAGCAUGGAACGUAAUCAUAUUAAUUACCAGAUAGACAAGACCUAACAACCUGAAUUAAUGGAUAUAUAAAUAUUUCAGACAAGAGGGUCUCUGCACAGAGAUUAAAAAAAAAUUUUGAGUUCUUGUCCGAAAGCAAAGCUAUGGAUCUUGGUUUCAGUUGGGGGCUCUUGAUAUGCUUUGUGGGUGCUUUGGUGGCUCUGAAAAGGUUUCUACAGGGAGCAAAUCGGUGGUUUUAUGAAACCAAACUCGGUGAAAUUCAGUAUUAUCUGCCUCCCGGCGAUCUGGGUUGGCCGUUCAUCGGCAAUAUGUGGUCGUUUCUUAAAGCUUUCAAGUCCACUGAUCCUGAUUCUUUCAUGCGCAGCUUUACAGCCAGAUAUGGACGUAUUGGAAUCUACAAGGCCUUCAUGUUCGGGAAGCCAAGUGUGAUCGUGACAUCGCCUGAAACAUGCAAAAGAGUACUAAAUGAUGAUGCUUCAUUUCAACCUGGCUGGCCUAAAGCCACCAUGGAGCUCAUCGGAAAGAAGUCCUUCAUCGGUAUUUCUUAUGAAGAACACAAACGUCUCCGGCGACUCACUGCAGCUCCUGUCAAUGGUCAUGAAGCUCUAUCUAUUUACGUGAAUUACAUUGAAGAAGUUGUGAUUUCUUCCUUGGAAAAAUGGACGACCAUGGGAAAAAUCGAGUUCUUAACUCAACUAAGGAAGCUCACCUUCAGGAUAAUAAUGUAUAUCUUCCUUGGCUCCGAGAGCGAGCCUGUCAUGGAGGUUCUGGAGAAAGAAUAUACAACACUUAACUAUGGAGUCAGAGCCAUGGCAAUCAAUCUUCCUGGAUUUGCAUACCAUAAAGGACUGAAGGCUCGCAAACACCUGGUGGCUGCAUUACAAUCUGCGAUAGAUGAGCGCAGAAAGCAAAGGAAGGAGAACAUCACAUCAAAGAAGAAAGAUAUGCUGGACGCUCUGAUGGAUGCUGAAGAUGAAAAUGGAAAAAAAUUGGACGAUGAAGAAAUCAUUGAUGUUUUGUUGAUGUACUUAAAUGCAGGUCAUGAAUCUUCUGGCCAUACUAUUAUGUGGGCUGCUGUUUUUCUCGAGAAACAUCCUGAAUAUCUCCGAAAGGCUAAGGAAGAGCAGGAGGAGAUUGUAAGAAAGAGGCCACCAACACAGAAGGGUUUGACACUUAAGGAAAUUAGAGAGAUGGAAUAUCUCUCCAAGGUGAUUGAUGAAACGCUUCGUUUGGUUACAUUCUCACUAAUGGUUUUCCGAGAGGCAAAAGUUGAUGUCAAUCUAAAUGGAUAUAUCAUUCCCAAGGGUUGGAAAGUUCUUGUGUGGUUCAGAAGUGUUCACUUUGAUCCUGAAAUCUAUCCAAAUCCAAUGGAAUUCAAUCCUGACAGAUGGGAUAAUUUUAUACCCAAAGCAGGAGCUUUCCUUCCCUUUGGAGCUGGAACUAGGCUGUGCCCUGGAAAUGAUCUUGCAAAGCUGGAAAUUUCCAUCUUCCUUCACCAUUUUCUCCUUAAUUAUGAGCUGGAACGACUGAAUCCUGGAAGUUCAUUGAUGUAUUUACCUCAUUCAAGACCAAAGGACAACUGCUUAGCAAAAAUCAAGAAAGUUCCAAAUUCAGUUUUGGGAAAACAGAAAUGAUUGAACAAUUCCUAUAUUGGACAAACAAAACCAGCAUUCCUCCACAGUGUUGGUUUGUUAUGAUGUCCUUGUAUUAACUUAUUACAUUAUUAAUAAUGGCUAAUAGCCUCCUUCUCCAUCACAUGUUUUGUUUAUUGCGUUUACCUCAAUUUUAUAAGUUAUAAUGAAAAUUCAACUGUGGACAAUUUUUUUUUUUAAAUUAAAGCACAUGCAUAUGUGGAAAG
This is a messenger RNA of Manihot esculenta (cassava), 1877 nucleotides long. Its product is annotated as ent-kaurenoic acid oxidase 1. Gene Ontology annotation, molecular function: heme binding; ent-kaurenoic acid monooxygenase activity; iron ion binding. Gene Ontology annotation, biological process: brassinosteroid homeostasis; brassinosteroid biosynthetic process; sterol metabolic process. The record is from RefSeq and is a predicted model, not a curated record. Bases 163 to 1653 code for a protein of 496 amino acids. NCBI's taxonomy places the organism in Eukaryota, Viridiplantae, Streptophyta, Magnoliopsida, Malpighiales, Euphorbiaceae. The transcript is spliced from 8 exons. Gene Ontology annotation, cellular component: endoplasmic reticulum.